This is a messenger RNA of Prunus avium (sweet cherry), 953 nucleotides long. RefSeq lists its product as uncharacterized. The record is from RefSeq and is a predicted model, not a curated record. Lineage: Eukaryota; Viridiplantae; Streptophyta; Magnoliopsida; Rosales; Rosaceae.
AAAUAAAAAAUAAAAAAAAACAGAAAAACGAAAAGAAAGAUGCAUAACCAAGAACGCAUUUAUCUCCCCUGAAUCACAAACGAAAAAGCCUUCACCUUCUUCUCAUUUUCUCAGCUCAACAGUAAGAGUGCAGUCUAGGGUUUUGGUACCACAGAAACCAUGCGUACGGUACCAACAGCGUGAGAAAUCAAUCAGAGCCGUCCGAUCGAUGUCAUCGCCCUCGUCGUCAGCUUUCUUCGUCAUCUGCCUCCUCCACUCUGCAAUCGCCAUAACCUGUGGGGCCCUUAUGAUGUUCUACAUGACGGAAGUCUACACCUUCGGGCACGGGAUCGAGACUGCGAAGAAGCUGCUGGGGUCCACGCCCCACGACCAGCUCUUGAUUCGGACCUCCGAUUCCUUCUCCGGGUUGCUCCUGUUCGCGAUCGGGUUCUUGCUGCUCAUGGUGUCGUUCGUGAAGGAUCGCGAGUUCCAGAGCUUCUUCGCCAAAGGGUGCACGGUGCUGCAUGUUUUCAUGGCGCUGUGGCGGUGCUACUUCGAGCGGAGGGUGGAGGACCUCGCUUGGGAUUGGCUGAGGCAGACAGUCGGCGAUGUAGUGUUGGCAGCCUCUUGGGUUUUUUUCCUUGUUUUCUCUUGGAGAGAAAAGUACGACUAAGCCCCUCUUCUUCUUCAUUAUUUACGGCUUGUUUUCUUGUAUCUCAAUUUACCUUUUGGAUUAAUGGAUAUAAGUUAAAUGCUGAGAAAAUAUCAAAAUAGGGGCAGCUUGAGUGCUUCUGUUUAAUAUGGCUGCCUACAAGCUGGAAUUAGACUUUCAGUUUUCUUUUUUGUAGAAAGAGAAAAAAAAAAGCUAUCUUCUUUUCGGUUUACUUAAAUCACAUGUUAGUGGAAUAUUGUUAAUCUCUGAUGUAGAUAUUUACUUUUGUGGAUAAUGAAACACAUUAGUCUUUUGAUGCUAA